GAUAGGAGGUUUGUAGUUAGGGAGUUGCUGUGUCAGCAGAUGGGGUUUGUGCCCGCAGAUAUUUUGGCAGUCAUCAACCUCCCUGACAGACAGGGGUAUGAUGUCAGCUUCAAGCUCAUGUCUGGCUUGGACAGGUUCUGGGCCGGCUUUAGUGGGUUUCGGGAUAAAGAGGGGUGGAAGAUUUUCACCUUCAUCCCCAUCUCCAAACCUGACACAGCAAACGUGAACAUCAUUUUCUGGAAUGAGUCUGUGCCCCCCCAGGAUAUUGUAGUCUGGCUCAGAAGGCAUUGUGAGAUGGUCUCU
Messenger RNA from Staurois parvus, 303 nucleotides. The record is from the annotation of a GenBank genome assembly. NCBI's taxonomy places the organism in Eukaryota, Metazoa, Chordata, Amphibia, Anura, Ranidae.